Hyla sarda is the source of this 4679-nucleotide messenger RNA. RefSeq names its product melanophilin (gene MLPH). The transcript has 19 exons. Gene Ontology annotation, biological process: intracellular protein transport. Gene Ontology annotation, molecular function: myosin binding; small GTPase binding; actin binding. Bases 202 to 2310 code for a protein of 702 amino acids. Gene Ontology annotation, cellular component: cortical actin cytoskeleton. The record is from RefSeq and is a predicted model, not a curated record. NCBI's taxonomy places the organism in Eukaryota, Metazoa, Chordata, Amphibia, Anura, Hylidae.
GAGGAAACUCCAGAACACACGGAGACGAAUCUGAAGGGACUGGGACAAGUGGAACCAAUAAUUCUUCUAAAGAUGCUUUCAUUGGGGUGAAGAGAGAGGUUCCUUUUUCCUGGACCGCAUGUCAUGAUUCUGGCGACGGAAGAGCCUUGUUCUUAAAAGAUCUUACAGCUGUUGUGCCCACUGAACAUUGCGCCCACCGCCAUGGGGAAGAAACUGGACUUGUCCAAGCUGUCUGAUGAUGAAGCCAAACAUGUAUGGGAAGUCAUUGAAAGAGACAUGAACCUCCGCAAGACCGAAGAGCAGAGGCUGGAUGAGAUAAAAGUAAAACUGAAAAAAGAGAGCAGUAAGAGGGAGAUCCUGUGCAGUCAGAGCCAUCUGAACAGCAGUCAUUGCAUACAUUGCCUGCAGCCCUUCCAGUUCCUGAUCAACAGCAAACGCCAGUGUAAAGACUGCCAGCUAAAUGUCUGCAAGAACUGCAGCCGCUACAACAAGAAAGAACAGGGCUGGGUGUGCGAUACAUGCAGAGCCUCCAGAAUGGUGAAGAUUGGCUCCCAUGAAUGGUAUCAUGACCAUGUACGUUCUAGAUUCAAGCGGUUUGGUAGCGCCAAAGUUAUGCGCUCUCUGUACCUGAGGCAGCGGUCUGAUGGUAGAGGAGGAUAUAACAUGACAGGGCUUCAGGACAGAGUACAGAGCCUGCCUGAUAUUAAUCGAGAAUAUCUGCGCCAGGCUAGGGCUGGGAUGUUUGCUGAUGAGGAUGAGGAUGUCCUGGACAGUGCAGAGGCUCAGCGCUAUAGUAUGAUGCGCAAGACCAAGCGUCUGCUGUCUGUUCAUCCGUAUGACUUUGACAAUGAUUCUGAGUAUUCAGCUCAGUCACGCAGACAGUCAGUGCAGCUUUCUCCAACUCUAGAUCAAGAUGUUUUUCAGUCUUUUUCCGAGUAUACCACCUCUGGCAAAGAUGGCACUCGAAAAGAGUCACUCAUUGCUGAAGCUGAGCUGGCUUCAGUGUUCCACCAGCUACUCCAGGAACAAGGCCAAAAUGUCAUCAACCCAGAGCAGGAGUUCAGCACUGAAGUUCGUUUGACAUUGAAUUCUCGACGCCGUAGUCUGGAAAACAUCAGGAGAUCUAACCUUCCUUGUUUAACAGAAUCCCAAACAAAAUUUUCCCUCCCUGAUUCCCAACUAACUCGCACCCGCUAUCUCCCUAAAGGCAGCCCUUUCCUUGCACCCAAGGAAUCGCAGUACGCUGGUGACAUGGACACCUCGGAUGAAGAAAGGGGGGCCAUAGCCAAAGUGCCCCCCAGGCGCCGAAGCCGUGCAUCAUCUCAGGAAAACAUCCACCAUUCAGGCCCACAGAUAUCUGAUCUUAAUAAGCGCAUGUCCGCUAUUGAACGCAUGCUAAACCGCCUAGAGGAGAGAAUCUCUGUGCAAUCCGAUGAGUCCACAAGCCAUGCAGGGCAGACCGAUGCGGACUUGGAGGAAGAAACGCUUAAACGAAAGUUAGGAGAACUUGCCAGUAACAUGAGUGACAAAGGAGGCUCCUCUGAUGAGGAAAAAGGACCGAAACUCAAGUCAACAUUGAAAAGUUCCAUUGAGGAUGCGACUAAUAAGAACCAGAAGAGGACAGCAGCUCAGGCUCUCUGUGAUAUCACGGCAAAAACAUUGAGGACCAUAAAUGCCACUGAGAGAGCCAUAGAAGAAGCCUUUGGUGGUGAGAGCCAACAGCCCAUCACUCCCUACACCAAACCAGGAGGCAGCAGCACGGCGCAGGCUGAGUUCCAGGAGUUAGAGGAAAAUGUGUACAUGGUAGCAGACAAGACAUAUGGACUCGAAAAGAACCUCCAGGAUCUGGAAGAGAGAGCACGUCAGAGCGGAACAACAGAUUCUGAGCUUUCAGAAUUAGAGGUCAGCGUGGCAUCUGCUAUGGCCCAAGUGCAGCAGGCAGAAAGUGAGGUGUCAGAUAUUGAAACCAGGAUAGCUGCUCUGAGUGCAGCAGGACUCACUGUGUCCCCUUCAGACAAGGCCAAGAAGAAGUCCAGCUCUCAGGCAACUUUUUCUGCUAUAUCCAGAAGUACAGAGCCAUUUCAGCCUCCAUCACCAGAACUACAGAACCUUACUUCAACACCUAAUGAAACGAAGAUUUUGGCAAUGCAGCAAGCUCUAAGAAAGAAGUUUAAUAUUGAUCCAGACAUGGCAGAUGGUUCAUUUGAGCGUAAUGCACUUUAUCGUGGCUCUUUGACUCAGCGCAAUCCAAAUGGGAAGAAUAAAAAGCUGGACCGCAUCUUUGCUAAACCUGUUCUCAGCCAAAGAUGAAACAAGGAUCAAAGCCGUCUUCAAACACAAUAGCUUCUUCUGCUUGAUUUACUGAACAACGAGAGGAUACAGUCCCAGCUUACAGCAGCAAACUUUAUGUAGUCAUAGAGGCUAUCGGUGCCUGGAGCUAGGAUAUUCAAGGCCUUCUUAUAAUUGUUAUUAUAAUGGUCUUAUAGGAAGAAGUGAUCAUGUCUGUUAUUGCAGUAUUCUACAGUUUUACUACUAUCAUAUAUUUACUUGUGUCACUAAAUCCUAAAGUAUGUUGUAAAUGUUAUUGUGAAGUGAAGGAUAUAUAUUUGUGUAUUAAGAAGCGGUAAUAGAAUCAAAGAGAAUCUGUCAGCUCUAUGAGGGGCAUUUAUCAAAAGUGAACUUGGUUUGUGUUCACUUUAGAUAAAAAGAGUUGCGGGCAAAGUGGCGUCUGUGCGCCAUAUUUAUCAAAUAUGAAUGCCCACUGAACUGCUCUGUUUAAAUGUUGCAAAGCAGUGGCGGGCCGUGCGACAAUUGUAUUAAAAGUCACACAGACCUUAAUACAAUUGUCACAUAAAGUGAUAUAGGGCAGGGUAGAAUUGCCUUGUGAUUUCUUCUAAAUCUGGUUUGUGCGACUGUUCGCGAAUUUUCGCAGAAAAGUUACACAUGAUAAAUUAGUGGCCACUGCACAAAGUAAUCUAAAUCAGAUAACUUUGUGGUAAUAAAAAUUAAACAGUCUAAAUGAAAUGUUCCAAGAAAAGUCGCACAGGACCAGCCUUUUCCUGCAACAAAUUUUAAUGAAAAAAGCUGUCUAAACAGCUUGAUAAAUUCCCCCUAUAUAUCAUGCUUUGAGCUGCAGUCAUGGGCGCACAAUUGUUAGGGAGAUAAAGCAAAUGAUACCAUUCUCCUAACUGACAGAAGUUUGCAAAGUUAUAAAAACAUGUUUUCCUUCCAAGCUCAAGUGUAAUAGAUACCAUGCCAUGCUCCUCCCUCGUGUAUUAUUGAUGUACAAGGUUCAGUGCUGGAAGCCAAACACUGUACAUCAAUCAUGUAGAACAGAGAGGAGUGGGGGAGGUAGGAAGAAAGUGUGCCAGAUGAGCUUGUAAGUAAAACAUGAUUUUAUAACUUUGCAAAUAGACAUUAGUACAUCACAUAGGUAUUAUUAUUAUUUUUUCAUUUCUCUCUAUCAGCUAUCUGCCCAUGUCUGCAGCUCUGAGCAUGACAUAGAGCAGACAGAUUCCCUUUAAUGGAAAGGCAACAGAAAUUAGAUGAAUGUACAUAAAUGUAUGUAGAUAAAAUGGUCUCCAGUGUCAUUCAAAAUUGGUAGUCAACAGAAAGAUGUAUGUUUGAAUCAUUAUUCUUUUACUUUUAAUAAUAGCAACAAAAAAAUAUUAUCCUUUAGAAAAUGUCCUUUAGCACAACGUUUAUUUCAGGGCUAUUGACUGUUCUUUACAACUGGUCUCUUAAGCAAGUAGAGCCAAAAACAGUUUUGUUACAUUAUAUCUAUUGUGGAAUUUGUUUAUUGUUUAUAUUUGUAUUGUGUCUUUGUAGCCUCUAUGAGGGGCAUUUAUGAAAAUUUGCUUAGGUAUGCUAUUUUUUAGUUUGUUUUCGUUUUUCACUUUCAUUCUGCUUAAGUGCCACAAAUUUACUAUAUUGUUGCACGGCGUUAAUACAUUUUUCGCAGGUAAGCAAAAGCGAGAGUUUUUUCUCACCUAAGCGAAAACAAUAGUCAGUUUCUGUUAGUCAAGCCAAGGUUCGGCUGGAGUAUAUUUAGUAGGUUUUUAAAGUCUUAGCGACUUGUUUGCGAAUGUCGCAGUUAAUACAUUUCUGACUAUGGCAAGUCAAAAUUGUAAAAACGCUUAUGUACGCCGAUUUGGAAAAAAUGCUUUUCUCACUCUCAUGGCAGAUUGUCGCACGGAAAAAGACAGUUGCGCAAUUGCGAUUUUUUGUGACAAUUUUAUGCGAAAAAACUCCGUUAAAUCGGUUGAUAAAUGUCUGUCUAUAUGUAUACUCUUGCCCCAGGGAUAUCAGUUUUUAUUUCCAAAAGUUAUUUUGUGUUUACCAAGGUCUUUCAAAACAAUGGAGAAAUAUAUACUCAUCCAUACAAGGCGGUAUUAUAAAAUAAGAAUAAAAAGAGGUCCAGAUUAAUAAAGCUUUCUCAUAAUUUUACCUACAUAACACUACUAUACCACCAUAAUACAGCCUACAUAAUAGCACCAUAUAGUUCACAAAUAAUAUGCAGUAUGCAAAUAAUGCUGCUCUAAAGAGUCUACAUAAAACUGCCAAAUUCACUCAGUACUUACUGACAUCUGGAUGCAGAGCUCCUCCAAGAUUUGUUAAUAUGUACCGUAUCUGUUUAUAUGUGUAGUGUAUCUACAAAUAGGUAUGACAUUUAAAGGAGA